UCCCGAACGGGCCCAAAAUCUCCCCCCAAAACUCUCUUUCCCCCGCUCCGCCCGCCCCCCCCGUACCUCCGCCAUCUCACCGAUUCUAGAAGCUUCCAGAAUCCUCGCCCGCUCAGAUGCAGGACCUCAACGCCAACCUCUACCGGAAGUACACCGGCCUCAAGAAGCGAAAGCUGCUCGACGAGGGGUCGGCGAGGGAGCUGGAGUCCGACAUCAAGGAGAUGUGCGAAGGCAUGAAGGAGAUGGAAAGCGAGAUCCACAACCUCCGGAACGAGAACAACCGCCUCCGCGACGAGCUGCUCAGCAAGGAGCGGCAACUUGCCGAGACGCGGACACUGUUAGUUGACACGGAGCACCAGCUUGCGGAGAUCCAGGCACAUUUAGCUGACAGCGAGGAGCAGCUUGCGGAGGCCCGUAAAACUUCAGCCGACGAUACUAGGACAAAGGAGUUUGAAACUGAAAUUUCGAGGCUUAAGCUUCUCCUUGCUGAAAAGAAUGAUACAAAUAAUUAUACAGUUCCACCUGGAGUCAUACGUAAUCACACUCCAGUUUCACCUGCAAGGACACCAGAGUGGAACAACAGACUGUCCAGUGCAAAUGCCAUUGUCCAGCAUGGUACCUUUCGGGAUGAAGCUAGAGAGCUGGAAUGCUGUAGAAGAAAUAUGCGCAUCUCAGGAAAUGGGGCAGAUGAAAGUUCUAGUUGUGUGUAUCAGAUGCUGGCUGAAUCUUUAGUUGGCAUGAAAUUUUCAUUGAAGAAUGAAAUGGAAGGGUUCUCACUUUGUAUCUAUCAUGAAGCUAGUGUUAUUGUAGGUUAUAAUUUCACCCUGACAUGGUUAGAGCAAGCUGAUGGCGGUGAAUGGGCCUACAAAUACUCUUCGCUGGGCACACUGGAGAAAAUUGCUUUGGGGUGGAUGAAAAUGCAGGACGUAAGGUUCUCCAUGACCAUGUGCCGUGUAUUCUUUCAGCGGAUAUCAGGUCUCAUCAGACAAGGUCGACGAUAGUCCUGACUUCCUUGUAUCCUGUUCUGUCCAAGUUAGCUUAGAUUUACUGAACCGAAAGAAGCUUCCCUUUCUUAGGGUAGAUGUAACAUGACUGAAAUUGACAGACUGUUGGCAGAGCUGUGUGUUAUUUGUUUGUCAUUCA
Lolium perenne is the source of this 1143-nucleotide messenger RNA. RefSeq lists its product as uncharacterized. The record is from RefSeq and is a predicted model, not a curated record. Lineage: Eukaryota; Viridiplantae; Streptophyta; Magnoliopsida; Poales; Poaceae. Gene Ontology annotation, biological process: developmental process involved in reproduction.